Trichoderma citrinoviride is the source of this 864-nucleotide messenger RNA. RefSeq lists its product as hypothetical. Lineage: Eukaryota; Fungi; Ascomycota; Sordariomycetes; Hypocreales; Hypocreaceae. The transcript has a single exon. The coding region runs from base 1 to 864 and encodes 287 amino acids. The record is from RefSeq and is a predicted model, not a curated record.
AUGAUGUUCCCCAUCUUCAACAUGCCCUGCCUCCACAACCAUCACCAACCCCCUCAUGUAUUUCACUCCCGCGCCCCUCACGACGGCGAGAUAUCCUCCCCCGCAGCCACCGGCCUCGCCGUCGGCCUCAUCCUCGUCGCCCUCGUCGUCGCCGUCCUCGUCUACUUCUGGUGCUGGCGCCAGCAAGAGCCCCGAAACCAUCGUCGCGAGGCGCGCCACCGCCGCGACAACCAGCGUGACCAAGCUGCUGGUCAAAACGCGGCCGGCAAUGGAGACAGAGCGGCGGCCGCGCCAGAGGUGCAACAGGCGGCGCAGAGACAGGGCGGUGCUGCGCAGGGCCAGCAGGAAUGUCCCUUGCCGGCAGUGCCCCUGUCGCUUCAUCACCAUCAGCAUGAUGAUAAGCAUUUCCAUGGAGACCAUUUCCAUGAUCACCACCAUGAGGGUGAUCACAUCUUGGACUGCCCUGACCCCAACAAUGGUCGAACCGUGCAAAACAACUCUCACCGUCAUCGUCAUCCAGACCAUCACCAUCAUCACCAACAUCGGCACCAUCAUCAUCGUCAUCACCGCUUCAACCGCACCAACCAUCUCAUCAUCCCCCAAGACCCUCUUGCUGAGAUUGAGAGGCUCUUCAGGCCUCCGUCGCCCGGGCUCCCAGACAUCACCCAAGCAGACCUGGAGGCCAUCCUGAACGGUCUGGACGUUCCGCUGCCGAACGAUGCCGCACAGAGGAACGCAAACGCACAAGAACAGGGCACAGCCCGUCGUGAGGAUGAGUCACGAGAGAGGGGUAAGAAACGGCAUCACCAUCACCAUCGCCACCGUCGUUGUCACCGUCGUCAGAAGCGGGUAGUCAUUUAUUAA